Messenger RNA from Suillus subaureus, 747 nucleotides. RefSeq names its product mitochondrial carrier domain-containing protein. The record is from RefSeq and is a predicted model, not a curated record. Gene Ontology annotation, molecular function: transmembrane transporter activity. The coding region runs from base 1 to 747 and encodes 248 amino acids. The transcript is spliced from 5 exons. Lineage: Eukaryota; Fungi; Basidiomycota; Agaricomycetes; Boletales; Suillaceae. Gene Ontology annotation, biological process: transport.
AUGGCAUUACCUAACUGUGAAACAGUCAAAGUCCGCCUACAAAAUCCCGAUUUAUCCUCGAGAUAUCAUUCAGUAUCGCAUGCAUUCACGACCAUCAUCAGAGAGGAGCGUUUCAGUGGCUUGUACAAGGGCAUUGCUUCACCUCUGGCAACAUGCGCGUUUAUGAACGGUCUCAUAUUCGCGUCCUACAAGUUUUUCCUUAAGGCACAAAUGGUGGAUGGUUCUACUCCCUCGCUCACCGAAGUUGCAAUUGCUGGCAGUUGCUGUGGCGUUGCCAUGUCAUUUUUUGCUACACCUAUCGAACUGAUUAAAAUCAGGCAGCAAAACAUGUUAGAGAGCGGAUUAGGAAGCGUCUCAGUCAGCAAACUUAUAUACACUAUUCAUCGGGAACACGGUCUCAAGGGGUUAUUUCGUGACUCAAGCCAAGGAUCCAUACCCCUUUGGGUGCUGUUUGUCAGUGGAGGGGUGGCAGGUGUCGUUGGUUGGCUUCCGACAUUUCCGAUGGACGUUGUGAAGACGCGCAUGCAGAGUACCGAGACUCCAGGAGCUCGAAGCAUAGUGCGGUCAGGAGUGCCCACAGGCGAUAACCCAUAUCGCACAACCAUAUCAACGAUCCAACAUUCAUAUCGCACAGGUGGGGUUGCAGGCUUCUUUCGCGGACUGAGCCCGACUAUGCUGCGGGCGAUUCCAGUCAACAUGGCUACAUUUGCAGUAUACGAAACUGUUGUAGGAAUACUCUCGUCAUGA